Closterium sp. Naga37s-1 is the source of this 831-nucleotide messenger RNA. The record is from the annotation of a GenBank genome assembly. NCBI's taxonomy places the organism in Eukaryota, Viridiplantae, Streptophyta, Zygnematophyceae, Desmidiales, Closteriaceae.
AUGAGCCGAGUGAGAAAUGAAAUGCAACCCCCCCCCCACUUCCCCAUGCUGCCCAGCAGGUGCAGGGACAACAGGGCCAACAUGAACGGCAUAGAGGAGGCGGGGCAGCGCCUGGUGGAGCUGCGGGAGAGGAAGCAGCAGAUUCACGACGACACCAUCCUGCUGGCCGCUCAGGACCUAAUCCCCUGGAUGCAGCGCAACCCCCCUCUUCGCCCCAUCAAGAUCGGCCCUCGAGCGUCUGCUGUGCACUCGCAGCACUCCGCUCUCCUCAAGAUCCUGGCAGGGCUGCAGGUGGUGCAGGCAACAGCACCAUCUCUUCACGAGGCAGCCACUGACACAGCCGGCACAGCCACGCCGCAGGUGAAGGAGUGGUGGGGUGCGGUGGCAGCAGCGACUGCCAGCACGGAGGACAGCAUUCGUUCCCUCCGUGCGGAAAUCUCUGCACUGACUCAGGCACUGGUGCAGCCACACCUCAGGGGGGGUGCGUUGGGGUACGGUGGGGCGUGUUGGGGUGCGGUGGGGUGCGCUGCGGUAGUGCGGUCGGGUGCGGUGGGGUGCGUUGCGGUGCAGUGCGGUGGGGUGCGGUGCGAUGUGGUGGGGUGCGGCGUGGUGCAAUAUGGUGCGCUGGGGUGCAUGGGCUGUGGUGGGUGCGGUGGGUUACGGUUGGGUGCGGUGUGGGUGGAGGCAGCAACGGGGCUGGUGUUUCGGUUCAUAGUUGGGCACGGCAGCGCGGAGGACGAGCAGAUGCUGCAGGCGGAGAACAGCACUCAUGGGGACUUCUUUCGUGUUGAUGUGCAAGAAUCGUACCUCAAUCUCAACCACAAGAUGUAA